ACAGACGGAUGAGACCUUACCAGCCGACAUGCCGUCUCCUACUACAUUAUCGCCGAAAUGGAGCACACCGACGAAUGGGCUGAAACAAAACACCAUACUCGUCGAUGUCAGUGCAGCCUACAAGGUGGACCACUUGCUCUCAACGCAACAACCCUUAGGCCUGGCCAUCCAUUUUCCCUGGCAGCUACGGCACCUACGGACGGCAACGACUCAUACGGAGCCGAGCAUCUUGGACCGAGAUGCAAAAUCUUCCCACUCCAGAUCCAAACCUAACCAAACGGAAGGUAAGAUGUCUCUAAUUCUGUCUUUCGCAGAAAACUGGACCACGCCGGUCCAACCACCAAUCAUCAUCAAGAAGGCGCGAUACGAAUGGGUCAGCGGGGGGAGCCCUGUCCCCCAAUCCACCGAAGACCUCCUUCACGUCUUCAUUGUGCAACCACACACGGAUUUCACGUGCCUUUGUGAAAUCGGCGAGCUGUACAACGACACCUCCUGGGACGAGGUGUCUCACGAUACUUCAUGGGCCGAGCUGUUUCACGACACUUCCUGGUUCGCGAACCGCAAUAGAAAAUCGCCAGGCAAUGCAGAUGACCACGGCGAUCCAGAACGCAAGGAAGACAACAUAUCCUCAACGCACCGGACUUUCGACCGUAUCUUCGAAGUCACCCUGGCGACAACGGCCUCAUCCAGACUACCACAAGUCAUACGGCAACGAGCAUCUUGGAACGACGUGCCACACAGCUCGUCCUACCAACGAGCCAACCCGAUCAAGCAGAAUAAGGACAAUCAGCAAUCAACAAGGAGUCGGGCGGCUGCUCCAAUUAACUCCACCUUUAAUGAAAUUUUGAUCGGUACCCUCUCAACGGGGGGAGGAUGUUACGCCAGGCGACUCUCUGCCUGGCCCAGGUCACACACCGCGGGCCAGACGGACACCAGAUGUCCGCUCUUCCGUACGGCGUACCCUCAAUAGCCUUAAGCAUCCGUCAUAAACCCGAGUCACUUGCCUGCUAAGGUCCUUCAAACAAA
Molecule: messenger RNA, 1026 nt
Organism: Bombus huntii
Lineage: Eukaryota; Metazoa; Arthropoda; Insecta; Hymenoptera; Apidae
Exons: 2
Coding region: 29-970 (313 amino acids)
Source: RefSeq, a predicted model, not a curated record